This is a messenger RNA of Talaromyces rugulosus, 1905 nucleotides long. RefSeq lists its product as uncharacterized. The coding region runs from base 1 to 1905 and encodes 634 amino acids. The transcript is spliced from 5 exons. Lineage: Eukaryota; Fungi; Ascomycota; Eurotiomycetes; Eurotiales; Trichocomaceae. Gene Ontology annotation, biological process: regulation of transcription by RNA polymerase II. The record is from RefSeq and is a predicted model, not a curated record. Gene Ontology annotation, molecular function: protein binding; transcription corepressor activity. Gene Ontology annotation, cellular component: Set3 complex.
AUGGAUCUCACUUCUCAUCACGUCAAUUACUUAAUAUGGAGGUAUCUCCAAGAAUCCGGGCAUGGUGAAGCCGCUGUAAUGCUACAAAGAGCAUGGCUCGCUAACCCACAAACGUUACCUUUUGCUUCCCAUAUCAAAACACAUGCGCUCGUCUCAUUAGUACAAAAGGGCCUACAGUAUCACGAAAUAGAACAGUCCCUCGAUCAGGACGGAAACCCAGUCCCCUUUACGCCAUCCAAGUAUUUCUUUGGCCCAACGCCUCUGGACACGGAGUCGCUCAAAAGCCGCGACAAUUACAACCAAGCACAUCCCGCUCCCAGCGCCGAUACGGCGGCAAUACCGUCGCCAGCCGGCAGGCCUGUUCGCGACACUCCCACUGUGAAUGGCCACCUGAGUACCGAACACACGUUACCGGCGCUCAAUGUGAAGAAAAGCCGCAAACCCGAGCGGCCCGAGGCCGUAGUCAACGGAGAUGAUGGCGCAAUGGAAAUUGAUUCUAACGGCACAACACACGAGCGAAUCGUAUCUGGCACCCCAGCAGUGAGGUCUCCGUCGCCGGGGGACACCAUUGACGCAAAUGGCGAUGUAGAUAUGGAUAUCGACCCAGCAGCGGAAACCGAAGUCGAAACCCAUGAGGGUCCGACGCACACGCUGACCACAGGACGAAGUGUGGGCGUGCAGAUUGCCACCGCCAAAGCCGCCGACCUGACCUCAAACACGUCCAUUAUUGACUUGGAUGUUCCCCGUGACGAUCACGUGAUGCGAUGCGCAUGGCGACCACAUGAUCCUUCAAUGUUUGCCGCAUCUGGCGAUUCAUUUUGUCACCUUUGGAAAAUCCCUUCCCAGACUGCGCUAGAAGGCGCUUCGCCGACUUGUGAGAAAAUCUAUGACAGUAAAGGUGAUGGUAGCUGGGUUACGGCUCUGUCCUGGGAACCCUCAGGCCGUAAACUAGCGGUUGCGACCUACAACGAAAGACGCUCGUCAAUACAAAUGUACGAUAACAGUGGGAAUGUGGUAGACCUGUUACCGACAGCUCCCGGGAUGAUCAACGGGUUGCAUUGGGCUCCCAGCAGUCCAUACAUGGUGGUGGUGGCCUCCAACGAUCAAAACUCCGAGCUUUCUCUAUGGGACGAUUCAGUUAAGCCUGAAGAAUACCCGCCGUAUCAAGCAAUCGAAGGCCAUGUCCACGAUAUGACCUGGGCCGGCAACAACCAAGUCUUUGUCUCGGGCGAAGGGCUAGUGUGGCAAUGUGAAAUCGACUCCAGCAUCCACAUCGUGAACAAAUUCCAGUCUCGCAAUUCCACCACAGAAUGGUCCUUUGUACGGGGUGCUAAGAGAGGCGAUUUUACUGUGGCUGUCGCGGCAGCUUCUUCUGCCGCCACCAUUUGGAUUCCGACGCACGACAUCCUUGUCGAAGAUGCGCAUCGCGCAGCCAUCACAGCUAUUGAGCCGCAGCCAGAGUCUCAUGAGCAACAGAAUGGGCAGGCGUCCACUUCUUUUGUCUUCGCUUCUGCUUCGGUCGAUGACACCGUUAAGAUCUGGGAUGUUAAUCUCGAAACAAAGAACAUCACAUGUCUCCACACUUUAUUCCUAUCUCCCGGGGUGCCUGCUUUGGCUUUAGCAUUUUCACCCGAUGGCUACGCCGUCUCUGCAGCUAGUACGGAUAGGCUGUUUAUAUGGAACACAGAGCGUGGCAACGAACCCCUUGCUACUUGGGUGGCCCCUGCUACACCGGAAGUGAAAGAGGAGAGCUCGGAGAAAACGAUAAACGGGUCAAACGGGUCCCACGCGACUGCAUACCGUAGCCUUGCGUGGGAUACAAAUGGGAAGAAGCUUAUUAUGGGGUAUGAGAAGAAGAUGGCAAUUAUAAGCCCCCAGGGAAGAGUCACAAACGCAACCGAAUGA